This is a messenger RNA of Zonotrichia albicollis (white-throated sparrow), 7393 nucleotides long. The record is from RefSeq and is a predicted model, not a curated record. Lineage: Eukaryota; Metazoa; Chordata; Aves; Passeriformes; Passerellidae.
CUGCAGUUUCCCCAAGAGUCCAGCCUUGGAUGUAAAGCCUUGACUGUAGUUCCUGCUGUUGCCUUCCUCUGCCACCUUGAGCAAGAUUAUUUGGAUUCAGCAAAAGACUUGGGCAUAUUACUGAAUACAGGCAUUUUUGCCUCUUUGUGACAGACUCUUCCUUCUAUUCUUGGAGACAGACAUUGUGAAUAGUUGUGAACAUGAUCCGCAUUGCAGCGCUGAACGCGAGCUCCACGCUGGAGGAUGACUAUGAGGGUACCUUCAAAAGCCAUAAAACACAGACCAAGGAAGCUCAGGAAGCAGAAGCUUUUGCUUUGUACCACAAAGCUCUGGACCUUCAGAAACAUGACAGAUUUGAGGAGUCUGCUAAAGCUUAUCAUGAGCUACUUGAGAUUCGUCUUCUGAGAGAGGCAGUUCUUUCUGGUGAUGAGAAAGAAGGGCUGAAACACCCGGGUUUGAUGUUAAAAUAUUCCACCUAUAAAAACCUGGCACAACUGGCAGCACAGCGGGAUGACUUAGAGACAGCCAUGGAGUUCUAUCUGGAGGCUGUAAUGCUGGACUCCACUGAUGUCAAUCUCUGGUACAAAAUCGGCCGUGUGGCGAUAAAGCUGAUCCGCCUGCCCUUGGCUCGGCACGCUUUUGAGGAAGGGCUCAGGUGCAAUCCUGACCACUGGCCUUGUUUGGAUAACCUUAUCACCAUUUUGUAUACACUCAGUGACUACACAACAUGUUUGUACUUUAUCUGCAAAGCUCUGGAAAAAGAUUGUCUGUAUAGCAAAGGAUUGGUUCUGAAGGAGAAGAUCUUUGAGGAGCAGCCUUGCCUCCAGAAAGAUUCCCUAAGGAUGUUCCUCAAAUGUGACAUGUCAAUCCAUAAUGUGAAUGUGAGUGCAGCUGAAGCAGGGAGGAUCAUAAAUGAGGCUCUGGAGCUCCGUGAGAAGAGACAGGCGCUGCUGGUGCGGGACAGGGAGCCCGACCUCAGGCUGGUGCAGCCAAUUCCCUUUCUCACGUGGAAGUGUUUGGGAGAGGCCUUGCUUGCCAUGUACCAGCACCUCACAACGUGUGAUCCUCCUCGCCCCAGUCUGGGCAAGAGAAUUGAUCUCUCAGAGUACAGAGACCCAGUUCAGCAUUUGAUGCUUUCUCCCACCUCUGCUCCUGUCAGUGUUAUUCAGCCAACUCCUGUCAGCACCAGUGCAGUGGUGGCAGUGCCAGAUCCUGUGUUACCUUACACUCCAACCACACCCAACUUCCCAACUCACAGCCAGAGUUCACUGGAGCCAGGAGCUGCUGUAGGUGAGCAAGGUGACAUAUCUGCAGGUGAUAAAUCUAAGAAAGGAGUGAAGAGAAGAAGAAUUACAGAAGACAGUGGAGAAACAGCCAAAAGGAGAUCUGCCAGAGUUCGGAACACCAAGUGUAAGAAAGAGGAGAAGGUUGACUUUCAAGAGCUGUUGGUGAAGUUCCUUCCUUCCAGAUUAAGGAAAUUAGACCCUGAGGAGGAGGAGGACCCUUUCAAUAACUAUGAGGUGCAAUCAGAGAUCAAAGAGGAGAAUUUUCAGCAUGUUGGACCACACAGAAUGUCAUUUGAUUCUACAACAUUUAUGGAGUCUGAAAAGCAGGAUGUUCAUGAAUUCCUGCUGGAUAACCUGAACAAUGGUGGCAUCUUGGAGCUGAUGAUGAGAUACCUGAAAGUCAUCAGCCAGAAGUUCCUGGUGAAGUGGCCUCCUGGUUUGUGUGAGGUGGUGCUCAGCAUCUACAACAGCUGGAGGAAGCACAGCAGCAGCCUCCCCAACCCACUCCUGAGGGACUCCAGCAAUCAGCACAUCAAGGAUAUGAUGAUAAUGAGCCUUUCUUGCAUGGAGCUGCAAUUAGAUCAGUGGCUCCUGACAAAAGGGAAGAGUUCUACAGUUUCUCCAAGAAAUUGUCCUGCUGCCUCUGUGAAUGGCAAGUUUGGCCCUGACUUCCCAGGAACCCAUUUUUUGGGAGACCUGCUGCAGCUGUCCUUUGCAUCCUCACAGCGAGAUUUGUUUGAGGAAGGCUGGAUGGAGUUUGUCACUCGGGUCUAUUGGCUCAAGGCUCGCUUCCUGGCACUGCAGGGAGACAUGGAGCAGGCACUUGAGAACUAUGAUAUCUGCACGGAGAUGCUGCAGAGCUGCAGCAGCAGCCAGGCUGAGGCUGCCCCUGAGAGCAGCGCCCUGAUCCGCCUGCCCAACCUGCACGUGGAUUCUGUGGUGUCCUUGGAGGAGAUUGAAAAGAACCUCAAAUCUCUGGAGAGAUGCCAGUCUUUGGAAGAGAUCCAGCGCCUCUAUGAGGCAGGGGACUACAAUGCAGUGGUGCAUCUGCUCAGGCCAACCUUGUGCUUCAAUGGCUAUGGCAGAGCCAAACACCUGGAGUUUGUCACAUCCAUACCUGAGAGACCAGCUCAGCUGCUUCUCCUCCAGGACUCCCUGCUCAAACUGAAAGACUACAAGCAAUGCUUUGAGUGCUCAGAUGUUGCCUUGAAUGAAGCAAUUCAGCAGAUGAUUAACAUGACAGCAGCCUCUGCUAAAGAGGAGUGGGUUGCUACGGUAACACAGCUGCUGACAGGAAUAGACACUUCAUUAUCCUCAGUUAACAGCAUCCUGAAAGACUCCUCUGUCACACCCAGCCUGGUUCGCUUAACAAACAACCUGAUCCAGAUCAUAGACUGCAGCAUGGCUGUGCAGGAGGAGCCAAAGGAGCCCUAUGUGUCCUCAGUGCUGCCGUGGAUUAUCCUGCACAGGAUCAUCCAGCAUGAGGAAGAUGCUUUUCGAUCCCUUUGCUGCCAGCAGCAGCAGAGCCAGGGAGAAGAAGUGAGUCCUGAUACCCCUAUGUUGCCUUCUUCACUUAUGCUGCUGAACACAGCUCAUGAAUAUUUGGGAAGAAGGUCCUGGUGUUGCAAUUCAGAUGGUGCUCUGCUCAAGUUUUAUGUUCAGGUACUGCAGAAAGAACUUGCAGCUUCCACUUCUGAGGAUACUCAUCCAUACAAAGAGGAGCUGGAAACAGCCUUGGAGCAAUGUUUUUAUUGUUUAUAUGGUUUCCCUAGCAAAAAAAGCAAAGCAAGGUACCUAGAAGAACAUUCAGUACAGCAGGUUGAUCUAACAUGGGAAGAUGCUUUGUUCAUGUUUGAGUAUUUUAAGCCUAAAACUCUUCCAGAAUUUGAUAGUUACAAAACCAGUACUGUGUCUGCUGAUUUGGCCAACCUCCUGAAGAAAACUGCCACAAUUGUUCCUCGAACUGACAAGCCUAUGCUGAGCCUGGAGACUGUAUCUGCCUAUAUUGAAGGAACAUCCAGCAAGGCACCAUCUCUCCCUGAGGGUGCAGACUACUCUCCACCAGUGGUGACUGAGCUCUAUUAUCUCCUGGCAGAUUAUCAUUUCAAGAACAAAGAACAGUCCAAGGCCAUUAAAUUUUACAUGCACGACAUUUGUAUUUGUCCAAACAGGUUUGACUCCUGGGCUGGGAUGGCUCUGGCUCGAGCGAGCCGCAUUCAGGACAAGCUGAACUCCAACGAGCUGAAGAGUGAUGGCCCCAUCUGGAAACAUUCCACCCCUGUCCUGAACUGCUUCAAACGGGCCCUGGAGAUCGACAGCUCCAACCUGUCCCUGUGGAUCGAGUACGGCACCAUUUCCUACGCCCUGCACUCCUUCGCCUCCCGGCAGCUCAAGCAGUGGAAAACAGAGCUGCCCCCUGAAGUGGUCAAGCAGAUGGAGGAGCGCAGGGACAGCAUGCUGGAGACAGCCAAGCUGUGCUUCACGUCCGCGGCGCGCUGCGAGGGCGACGGCGACGAGGAGGAGUGGCUCAUCCACUACAUGCUGGGCAAGAUAGCUGAGAAACAGAAGCAGCCUCCUGUGGUGUACCUGCUGCACUACAAACAGGCAGGGCACUACCUGCACGAGGAGGCUGCUCGCUACCCAAAGAAGAUUCACUACCACAACCCACCAGAACUGGCCAUGGAAGCCUUGGAGGUGUAUUUUCGACUUCAUGCUUCUAUUUUGAAACUUGUGGGGAAGCCAGACUCUGGAGUAGAUGCAGAGGUACUUGUUGGUUUCAUGAAAGAAGCUUCUGAGGGACCCUUUGCCAGGGGUGAGGAGAAGAACACCCCAAAAGUGGCAGAAAAAGAAAAGCCUUGCUUGAUAGAUGAAGACUCUCACUCCUCAGCUGGAACAGUGCCAGGCCCUGGGACUUCCCUGCCCUCCUCCUCAGGUCCAGGUCUGACAUCCCCACCUUACACAGCCACUCCAGUUGACCACGAUUACGUCAAAUGUAAAAAACCCCGCCAGCAGGCAGCGCCGGACGAGAGGAGCCAGGACAGCACGGGAGCGGUGCUGUCUGACUCCAGCUCCACACAGGACAUGUUCACUGAGCCUGCCAGCUCUCAGGACAGCCUGAAGAAGACUUACACAGACAAGAGGAUUUCUGCUACCUGUGCUGAUACACUGGUGCUCAAAGAGACCCUGGGAUCUGCAGAGGAAAAGGAACCUGCAGUGGGCCCGGGACGUGCUGCUGGGCAGCGGGGUGCCCUGGCAGCAGCUGAAGCACAUGCCUGCACAGGGCCUCUUCUGUGAGAGGAACAAGACCAACUUCUUCAAUGGCAUCUGGCGCAUCCCCGUGGAUGAGAUCGACCGGCCGGGCAGUUUCGCGUCGCAUAUGAACCGCUCCAUCGUGCUGCUGCUCAACGUGCUCUCCCAGCUGAGGGACUACAGCACCCUGCUCAAGGUCUCCUCCAUGCUGCAGAGGACCCCUGACCAGGGAAAGAAGUACCUGCGUGAUGCCGACCGCCAGGUGCUGGCCCAGCAAGCCUUCGUGCUCACAGUGAAGGUGCUGGAGGACACCCUCAACGAUCUCACCCAGGUUUCAGAAGAUCAGGGUUCCAAGUCUUCUAGCCUUGCUUCAGGAAGGAUGACAACAGACGUGUCCAACAAAAGCAGUGCAGAGGAGGGGAAAGAUGUGCUCCCCAAAAAGGCAGCUCUGUCAGACGGAGCAGUGCAUGGGGCUGAGAAUGGAGUGAAGGAAGGCACCCAGGGACAGAUCCCCCAUGCCAUGGACAUAUUGGAACAGGAGGACAGGAGUGACAAGGAGAUUAAAGAGCUUCCUGGCCCUGGUUCAGCUGAGCCCAUGGAUCUCGAUGGCUUUCCCAGUGACCCUGACAGAAUUGAUUCGUGCUGUAAGCGCGGCGAGCCGGAGCGGCUGCAGCCCGGCCGCAGCUCCAAGGACAGGGCUCCCGAGAGCAGGACUCCAGAACUUUCCUUGGAGGAGCUCAGCAUCAGCUCAAAACACCAGCAGCAGGCAGCUAAAGGAACAAUUCCAGCAGCACCUACAGAAGAACCUGUCCAGAGGUCAAGCAGGAAGAGGAAAUUACUUGAGGAUGUGGAGUCUGGAAAAACACUUCUGCUCGAUGCUUAUCGAGUGUGGCAGCAGGGCCAGAAAGUCAUGGCCUAUGACCUGGGCAAAAUUGAGAAGAUCAUGUCUGAAACAUACAUGCUGAUUAAACAGGUGGAUGAAGAAGCAGCACUUGAACAGGCAGUCAAGUUUUGCCAGGUGCAUAUGGGAGCAUCAGCACAGAAACAGAGGAAGAAGAGCUUGAAGUGCCUUUGGAGGGGCUUGGAUUCCAGCAGCAGGAGUCCCGGCUUUGUCAGCAGAUGAAAAUGGCAACGGUCGCGCCCCCGCCAGAGCCUGUGUGCUGGCACGUGGAGCCCGUGCCCAGCACAAAUUCAGGACAUGUUUGUACCCCAGCCUCCAGUUCCAAGCCUGAACUCAGCUCCAGUUCACAGACUUUGGGAAGUCAGCAGAACAAGACAGAUGGCACCCGAGUAAAAACUCGCAUUCUGCCCAACAUGCCAAAGCUUUUCAUACCUUCAUCUGUCACCAAAUUUCCACCUGAGAUCACUGUCACUCCACCCACUCCCACCCUCCUUUCUCCAAAGGGCAGCAUUUCAGAAGAGACCAAGCAAAAAUUAAAGUCUGCUAUUUUGUCUGCUCAGUCUGCAGCGAAUGUAAAGAAGGAGAGCCUUUGUCAGCCAGCUUUGGAAAUCUUAGAGACCUCAAGCCAGGAGUCCUCACUGGAAAGUGAUACUGAUGAAGAUGAUGACUACAUGGACAUAUGAAUGAAUUCUGGCCAUCAUCAACACCAACCACAUAACCAUUCUUCUCGUUGCCAGCAUCUCUGGAAGUUGAAACAUCUUCAUUGGCAUUACUCUCCAUUUAAUUGGCAUCAUUGUGUUCUUCACUUUCAUUCCCUGUGUUAUCACCACAGCCACUUGUAUUGCCUUCAGACUCUUGGCCAUUCUCCCCAUCAUGGUGCUUGACAGAAAGAAUGAUUGAUUGUUUACCAGGCAGUUGGUAAACCUGGAUCACACUGUCACCAGGAACUUCAGUGCACACAAGGAUGUUUUGAGCUGCAGUUCUUCUCUCUCUACUGUUCCUGCUUCUCCAAACCAGAGCCUUGGGAGUUGCUCCAGUAGCUCUUUCCUUUAGUGUUUUCCUCCUUUUAGUUGUCUUGUAUUUUCCCCCUCUAGCUAAGUUUUUCUCCCAGUAAUUCAGCAACCUGAUGUCUGUCUAACCAUGCCAUGAUUGAUCCAACAGCUCCUUCUAAGGUGAAUGGAGUAGGAAAAAUUUGCUGAGCUGGUAGAGAUUUUAAUUGCAUCAAGAAAAUCUGUGGCUUUGUCAUGGGGCAAGGAGGGUGAGCUGAGGGCCUGUCAGCUCCUUCACACUGCUGGGGGCUUGGCUGGAAUUUGACUCUUUCAAACAGACAAAAGAACCAGCUUUUCCAGGCAGACAGAGAGGGUGGUCUCCUGUUUGUGCUCAUUUCACACCGAUGUAUGAGGUCCAGCAAAAUUUAUCUACCUGAAUGUUGGCUUAAAGAACUGAUCUUUCCAGAAUUGUCUUACAGUCCUUUCUCUUCUAAUGCCUUGGACAAGCAUUUUGAAUUGGGGGCUAGAUGAUAUUUUUAUGGUGGUAUUGAAAAAAAAAAAAAAACUUGAAAGAUUUCAGUACCAUUUCAGUAAUGUCUGUUUUUUACAGAAUGACACGAAAAGGUGUUUUUUAUCUAUCUGCAGAGGGACUGCUCACAGUUAUUUAUAUGAGAAAAUAAUGGUAACAAAAAUCCUUUUUUUUUUUUUUCUACUGAAUGUUAACUUUGUAAAAUAAUGAAUGCAAACCAUGCAAAAAAAAGACGUCACACACUAUAUAUACACUGCGUGCUCCCACACACAUAUAUAUAUGUGUAUGUACAUAUAUAUAUGUCUGUACAUGAAAACAGAAACUGCAUUCAGCUUGCAAUGUCGGGUUUCUUUGUGUUUGGGGGGUUGGUUUUCUGUAAAAUGCAGAGCUUUGUAUAAACUUUUGGGUUUCUUUUCUAAUAAAGUUGAAAUGCACUGUU